UGAUUCUAGAAUAAUUUGCAAAGAGAGAGAAGUUGUUUGAAACAGUCAGUCAUACAAUGAGCGCUGUGAGGAACCUUGUGGUGACUGUUUUAUUCUCACUGUUGGUGCUGAACAUGCUCGAUGACUCAGUCUCUACGUCAGCAGAUUGCUGUCUCCGUUAUUCAAAGAAACGGUUGCCAUUCAGAUUAAUCUCCGGCUAUGUGGAGCAACAAUCCAAUGAGAUCUGUGACAUAGAUGCAAUCAUAUUCUACACUGUUGGAGGACAGGCAAUAUGUGCAAAUCCUGACAGUCGUUGGGUGAAAGUUGCAUUGAAAUUGCUGAGCAAAAAACUGGAAGAAAUGUCCCUUGAUUGAAGAAUUCCUUCUCCACAAAUAUACCUCCUGCUUUGCUUGAGCAAUUAUUUCUGCAUAGCAUCUAUGUACUUAUGUAUAGUUAGUGGCAUUAAAGCUGCUAACAAUUAGCUGCACUGACAGGCUGAAAUGUUCAACUGAA
This is a messenger RNA of Carcharodon carcharias (great white shark), 492 nucleotides long. RefSeq names its product C-C motif chemokine 20-like. Bases 57 to 353 code for a protein of 98 amino acids. The record is from RefSeq and is a predicted model, not a curated record. NCBI's taxonomy places the organism in Eukaryota, Metazoa, Chordata, Chondrichthyes, Lamniformes, Lamnidae. Gene Ontology annotation, biological process: positive regulation of ERK1 and ERK2 cascade; monocyte chemotaxis; positive regulation of GTPase activity. The transcript has 4 exons. Gene Ontology annotation, molecular function: chemokine activity; CCR chemokine receptor binding. Gene Ontology annotation, cellular component: extracellular region.